This is a messenger RNA of Thamnophis elegans (Western terrestrial garter snake), 1098 nucleotides long. It is a transcript of the gene KCNJ13, whose product is annotated as potassium inwardly rectifying channel subfamily J member 13. The record is from RefSeq and is a predicted model, not a curated record. Gene Ontology annotation, biological process: potassium ion import across plasma membrane; regulation of monoatomic ion transmembrane transport. Gene Ontology annotation, cellular component: plasma membrane. Lineage: Eukaryota; Metazoa; Chordata; Lepidosauria; Squamata; Natricidae. The transcript has 2 exons. The coding region runs from base 1 to 1098 and encodes 365 amino acids. Gene Ontology annotation, molecular function: inward rectifier potassium channel activity.
AUGAGGACAGAAGCGAUAGAAGGCAACAACACUAAACCUAAUGCUCCUCUUCUGACUCAACGGUACCCAAGGAUGGUCACUAAAGAUGGGCAUAGCACACUCCAGAUGGAUGGUGCCCAAGGAAAAGGAAUUGCAUACUUAAAAGACGCUUGGGGAAUACUAAUGGAUAUGCGCUGGAGAUGGAUGAUGUUGGUAUUUUCAGCUUCUUUUGUCCUCCAUUGGCUUGUUUUUGCAAUUCUAUGGUACUUCUUAGCUGAAAUGAAUGGUGAUCUGGAGAUUGAUCAUGAUGCCCCACCUGAAAACCAUACUAUUUGUGUAAAGUACAUCACUAGCUUUACAGCUGCUUUUUCUUUUUCACUGGAGACACAGCUCACAAUCGGUUAUGGCACAAUGUUCCCAAGUGGAGACUGUCCAAGUGCAAUUGCUCUACUUGCUAUACAAAUGGUACUGGGUCUAAUGCUGGAGGCUUUUAUCACAGGUGCAUUUGUAGCAAAAAUUGCCCGACCAAAGAAUCGAGCUCUAUCCAUCCGGUUCACUUAUCUUGCAGUGGUGACACACAAAGAAGGAAAGCCAUACUUAAUGUUCCAAGUGGCUAAUACUCGCCCAAGUCCACUCACCAGUGUUCGGAUCUCUGCAGUUCUUUAUGAAGAACGUGAAACUGGCCAACUGCAUCAAACUACUGUGGAUUUUCAUUUGGAUAGCAUAACUUCUGAAGAGUGCCCAUUUUUUAUUUUUCCCUUAACAUAUUACCAUUCUAUUACACCAUCAAGUCCUCUAGCCAUUCUUCUACAAAGGGAGGCUCAUCAUCACUUUGAGCUAGUAGUCUUUCUUUCAGCCACCCAAGAAGGCACAGGAGAAACAUGUCAAAGGAGGACGUCCUAUCUCCCAUCAGAGAUUGUAUUAUAUCAUCACUUUGCCUCUAUGCUUGCUCGUGGUGCCAAAGGGGAGUAUCAAAUCAAAAUGGAAAAUUUUGAUAAAACAAUUCCAGAACUUCCAGCAACAGACACUAAAAGUUCAAAAAGGACUGAAAUGGAGAUUCGCAUCAAUGGACAGCACAUUGACAGCUUCCAAAUCUGUGAGACACAGAUAACAGAAUAA